CACCCUCCCCUCCCAAAACCCUAGCCAAACAGAAUCAGAACUGAAUUUGGACCAAAUGAGACGUUCUACAGCUCUACUCCUCCAGUGAAGGAAGCUCCCAAUCAAUGGCUUCCCAAAUGGCGAUCCUCACUCGCACCCGAGCCUUAAUCAAGACCACCACUAUUACCGACUCCAACCUCUUCUUCAAGACCAUCUCAACCUUCACAUUUCUCUCCCAGGAGCCCCAGCUCGCCGAGUCGACUCACUCUGAACCACCCUCAGCCUCUAGCCCACUCCCUCCCAACCCGGCCUCGGGAAGUCCUCUCUACAACGAGAACUGGCGGAGCCCGAUCCCCAAUACCUCCCUGACUCAGUCCCUAAUUCCCCUGGGUUUUCUCCAACAAUCCCCGACCUCUCGCAUGCAGGCCCUGUCUCAAACCCUUGACGUUCACAGCUUGAUGAAUGUAUUCGCUGACUGGAUGACCUCCCAGCGCUGGGACGAUAUGAAGCAACUCUUCGAGUUCUGGAUUCGGUCCUUGGACAAGACCGGCAAGCCCAACAAGCCCGAUGUCAAUCUCUACAACCAUUACUUGAGGGCCAACUUGAUGAACAACGCCACGGCCGGCGAGUUGCUCGACCUCGUCGCCCAGAUGGAGGACUAUGCGGUCCUUCCCAACACGGCCUCGUUCAACUUGGUCCUCAAAGCCAUGUACAAGGCCAAGGAGACCGUGGCGGCUACCAAAUUGCUCGAACGGAUGCUGCAGACAGGGAAAGAAUCUAUGCCUGAUAAUGAGUCAUACGACUUGGUUGUUGGCAUGCUAUUUUUGACGGACAAGAUUGAUGCUUCUUUAAAAUAUUUAGAUGUGGCUUUAAAAUCUGGUUAUAUGUUGUCAACGAAGGUCUUUACUGAAUGCGUGCGGAGCUGUGUUAAUGAGGGCAGGCUAGAUACAUUGGUGUCAAUCAUUGAGAGGUGCAAGGCAAUGGAUCAGAACAGAGCUCUUUGUCCUUCCUGGAACUUGUGUAACUAUAUUGCAGAAAUUGCAAUGCAAGAAGAUAAUAGCAAGUUAGCAUACUAUGCCCUGGAAUUUAUGGCCAAAUGGAUUGCUCGGGGUGAGCAAGUGAGGCCAGCUGUUCUGCUUUCUGUAGAUCAAGGAUUAGUAUUGUCGGCACUGGGAACUGCUGGUAGAACCUACAGCGCCUCUCUCCUAGAUGCAUCAUGGGCAAUCUUACGACGCUCUUUGCGUGAAAAGAAGGCCCCUAACCCAGCAUCUUACCUUGGGAAGAUAUAUGCCCUUGCAUCAUUGGGAAAUCUGCAGAGGGCUUUUAGUACCCUAAAUGAAUUUGAGUCAACGUACGGCAAUCCCAAUAAAGAAGCAGAACAAGAAAUGUUCUCUCCCUUCACCUCUUUAAAUCCAUUGGUCACGGCAUGCUCUGAAAAGGGUUUUGAGACUUUGGACUCGGUAUAUUUUCAACUGGAAAACUUGAACCGUGGAGAUCCUCCUUACAAGUCUGUUGCUGCUCUAAAUUGCAUAAUUGUAGGUUGUGCAAAUAUAUGGGACCUUGAUCGCGCCUACCAGACUUUCGAGGCAAUUGGUUCCACUUUUGGACUGACCCCUGAUAUUCAUUCAUACAAUGGUCUGAUGCAUGCAUUUGGCAGACUCAAGAAGACAUUUGAAGCUUCAAGAGUGUUUGAGCACUUAGUAAGUUUGGGUGUUAAACCAAAUGCAAUGUCAUAUUCAUUGCUUGUUGAUGCUCAUCUCAUCAACCGAGAUCCAAAAGCUGCUCUCUCUGUGAUCGACGAGAUGGUAACUGCUGGAUUUGUACCAUCGAAAGAAACACUUAAAAAGGUCCGAAGGCGUUGUAUUCGUGAGAUGGACUAUGAGCAGGAUGACCAGGUACAGGCCCUGGCUAGAAAGUUCAAGAUUCGAAUGGGUGCAGAGACUCGCAGGGACAUGCUGUUUAAUCUCGAGUACAACACCGGUUUCGUCAGAUAGAUCUGCCUCUUUUUGGUCUGGAAAAUCUCAGUGCUAAAAAUUUGGUCGCCAAAUUUACAAAGUUGUCUAGCUUCUCUCUCAAUGAGAUUUCAUGCUUUGUAAAUUAUCAGAUAGUUCUCAGAUUUUGAGUCAUGGCAUGAUUUGUUGGAAUCAAAGUGCCCUACAGCAUCAUUUAUACUUCUAUGUAUUCUUUCCAUGCUUUCUGAAAAAAAAUGUAGAAAUUCUAGAGGGCACUGACUUGCUAAACGAGAGAGUUUUGAAUGUUGAAGAAUAAUUUAAGAGAAAA
Messenger RNA from Juglans microcarpa x Juglans regia, 2259 nucleotides. Its product is annotated as pentatricopeptide repeat-containing protein At1g26460, mitochondrial-like. Gene Ontology annotation, molecular function: protein binding. The transcript has 7 exons. Bases 105 to 1973 code for a protein of 622 amino acids. The record is from RefSeq and is a predicted model, not a curated record. NCBI's taxonomy places the organism in Eukaryota, Viridiplantae, Streptophyta, Magnoliopsida, Fagales, Juglandaceae.